CGAUAGGCUCCAGAGGUGCAGGGAGAGGGAGGGCUGCAGGUGUGGAAGGGCUGCAGGUAUCGGCAUCCGUUUUCGUAUCAAGCUUUAGGGUUUGUUUUUGUUUGUUUGUUUUUGAGCCUUCAGGAAGGAGAGAGUCAUUUCUCCACUUCACGGUUGGGAGUCCGAGAUUCUGUUACUGCCGCCGGAGAGGUCGCUUUCCCUUUCCUGCGUCUUUUCCUUUACGCACACUUGACUCUUAGGCUGGUUAGAUUCGCCCUCCCUUCACCUAGGUGUCUUGUCGUUUGAUUUGGUUUUAGUUCUGUCCUUUGGGAGAAUUCCAGCUUCCGGUGCCUCCUAAGCGGAUCCCCUCUCACCUCCAUCUAAGUCCUCCGGGGAGCCCGGCCCCUCGCUUGCCGGGGUCAGGAAUGGAGCGUGAGGGCUCUCCGGAAUCUCCACCGCGGGAGGGCUCUUCCAUGCCCGGAGAGUGCCCUUCUUCUGACCUCGGGCAGGCCUUGUCCCAGAUCCUGCACCAUCUUACCCGCCAGGAGUCCCGACGGGGCAAAGCCAGAAAUGCAGCUCUUCAGGACCUCAGUGCUCUCCUAGAAGCCACAGAGUGUGAUCAGUUAUUUGAGGGGAGUGACACUUCGCUCGGCGGAGUGCCCGGGAUGCUGGGGAAGGUGACAGCCGCCCUGGAGAAGUAUGCAGCCCCACCCAAGGAGGAGGAAGGUAGAGGGGAUGGUUCCUCUGCCGUGGCCGAGAAAGCGGCAGCAGUUGGGUUGCUAUUCAUUAAGCUACUGAGGAAAGUGGAGUCUGCCAAGAAGCCCCCGGUUCGCCUGGCGUGGAAGAGAGGCCUGCGUCACCUGGCAGGACCCAUCUACAUGUUUGCCAUCACACACAGUGUGCAGCAGCCAUGGACCAGGCCAGGAUCUCAGGACGUUGCUAGAGAGGUGCUCACCUUACUCCUUCACGUUGCUGAGUGUGGUUCUGUGGCAGGAUUCCUCCACGGAGAAAAUGAAGAUGAGAAAGGGAGAUUUGCUGAGAUAAUGGGGCUUCUCCAGCCCCAUUUGAACAAGGAAUCCUGGAAGAAUAACCCUGCCACCAAACAUGUUUUCUCCUGGACUCUGCAACAGGUCACUAGACCCUGGCUGAACCAGCAUCUAGAAAGGAUACUUCCCCCAUCAUUGCUCAUCUCAGAUGACUAUCAAACUGAGAACAAAGUCCUGGGUGUCCAUUGCCUCCAUCACAUUGUGCUUAAUGUGCCAGCUGCUGACUUGCUCCAGUAUAACAGGGCCCAGGUCCUAUACCAUGCCCUUUUCAACCAUCUGUACACACCGGAGCACCACCUCAUUCAGGCUGUGCUGCUGUGUCUGCUGGAUCUGUUUCCAGUCCUGGAGAGAGGCCUGCACUGGAAGGGAGGUGCAGCUCGACCCACCACACACUGUGAUGAGGUCCUGCAGCUGAUCCUGACCCACAUGGAGCCAGAGCACCGUGUUCUCUUACGCAGGACCUACGCGAGAAAUCUUCCAGCUUUUGUGAAGAGGUUGGGGAUUCUGACCGUCCGGCACUUGAAGAGGCUAGAGCGAGUCAUCCUUGGUUAUCUGGAAGUUUAUGAUGGGCCAGAGGAGGAGGCUAGAUUGAAGAUAUUGGAAACCCUAAAACUUCUCAUGCAGUAUACUUGGCCCAGAGUUUCCUGUAGACUUGUGGUCUUAUUGAAGGCUCUCUUGAAACUGAUAUGUGAUGUAGCAAGGGAUUCAAGCCUUACACCUGAGCCUGUUAAGAGUGCUUUGUUAGAGGAGGCCACAGACUGCCUGCUUCUCCUGGACCACUGCUCUCAAGGACAAGUGAAGGGUCUCCUGGCUAAAAUUCCCCAAAGCUGCGAAGACAGCAAGGUGGUGGAGUGUGUCAGAAAGGUGCAGCAGGUUUCUGAAGGCGCUCCCUACAGUGGAACUUAAAAACUUCUCCUAAAGAGAAGAGGAUUUUCUUUUUGUAUAAAUGGAAUUACUUAAAGAAAAAGGUAUUUUUAUACUGGACAAUAUAACUUGGAUUUUUUUC
This is a messenger RNA of Eptesicus fuscus (big brown bat), 2031 nucleotides long. RefSeq names its product TELO2 interacting protein 2 (gene TTI2). Lineage: Eukaryota; Metazoa; Chordata; Mammalia; Chiroptera; Vespertilionidae. The record is from RefSeq and is a predicted model, not a curated record. The transcript is spliced from 7 exons. Gene Ontology annotation, cellular component: nucleoplasm; centrosome; cytosol. Bases 405 to 1931 code for a protein of 508 amino acids.